Messenger RNA from Solanum lycopersicum (tomato), 1044 nucleotides. The record is from RefSeq and is a predicted model, not a curated record. NCBI's taxonomy places the organism in Eukaryota, Viridiplantae, Streptophyta, Magnoliopsida, Solanales, Solanaceae.
AAUUUGGAAGUCCAAUUUUUUUUAUUUUUAAAAAUCUAUAGAAGUACUUUUUUAAAAAAAAAAAAAUAUUGCCCCCAAGCAAUCACUUUGUUGCCUAGGGGUUAAGACGAUCUUAUAAUUUAUAGGAUUUUUUUUUUUUUAUAUCUUGUUUUUCGUUUAGUGUAUCUCAAGUUUCAAAGAUUGUAGAUUUUCAAAUAAUUUCUUUAUUUGAGGUCAAUGUAAAUUAUUAUUCCAAAGAGUGUACCCCCUUUCAUUUCCUCACUAUAUAUAAUCACAUAUCUUUUCUCAUAACUCAAAAUUUCCCAUUACACAAAUUAACCAAAUAUGGAAAAUACCCUCAAGUAUCUUGCUAGUGAGAGCUUCUCAUAUAGUUGGUUGUUAAAUGAAACUACUCCUUCUCAUGAAUCAACUAUUCUUGAUGAUCAAGAUACAACAUUCUUGAAUUUUUCAAAGAGAUUCUUGGAAUUAGAAUCACAAAAUUUCAACUUUGAUAUCAAUCCUACUUUUUCUUUAGUUCAUGCUGAUGAAAUAUUUUCAGAUGGACAUAUUAUGCCUUUGUAUCUUGACAACAUGUCAAAGAUUGAAAAAGUUUGUAACUUUGACACUUGUUCAACUCCUCUCACACCCUUUUGUGCUACAAACAGAGGAAAACAGAGAAAAUCAUGUGGUAAAAUCUUGGUGAAGAGGUUAAAAUUUCUUUGGUUGUUUUGCAAGAGUUUAGGUAAUUCAAGAAAAGGUUCAAAAGUUGAUGAUUUUGAAAGAAAAGUUUUGGAAAUUGAUAGUAGAAAUUCACCUAUGAGAAGUCCAUCUCAUUGUAUAGAUAUGGAGAAUACAAUUUCUGAGGCAAUUUUGCAUUGUAAGAGAUCAUUUGGUAUGUUAAAUGAUAUUUGUGAUUAAUGAUUUCAAGGCGGUUUCUGGAGUUUAAAUUUAAUGAAUUCAAUUCUAAAGAUUCUCAUCAAUGAACUCAUUGUGUUAUUAAGAUUUAAUAGUUUUUUUUUACGUGUGUAUAUAUAAUAUAUAUCAAAAGUUAUGAAUUUAGAUGAA